UGGAGCCCCGCCCCUUGGUAACGGACGCUCUGCCCUGGGCAACCAGCACGGCUCCCACCAUGGCUGAGGAGGAGGAAGCCACUGCACCUACAGAGAAAAUCACUCGGAUCCAGAGGGUGUUUAUAAACCUGCUGGACACCUACAGCAGCAGAAAUAUAGGGAAGUUUCUCUCUAACUGCGUAGUGGGGGCCUCGCUGGAGGAAAUCACAGAGGAAGAGGAAGAGGAGGAGGAGAGCAAGUCGACUGUCCUGGAGACCUCGCUGGCCAAGCUGAAGGAGGGCACCUUCCAAAUCGUGGGCACACUAUCCUCGCCCGAGAGCCCUCGGCCCCACUUCGCUGUGGAGACCUACUCUAUCAUCUCUCGUGAAGAUCUCCUCCUACGCUUGCUGGAAUGUGACAUUAUUAUUUACAACAUCACCGAGAGCACCCAGCAAGUGGAGGAAGCCGUGUGGGCCGUCUCAGCACUGAACGAAGAGAUCAUCCAUUUUGAAAAGCGAAAGGUGUUUAUUCUGGUCUCCACAGUGAUGACGUGGGCACGAUCCAAGCCCUUGGACCCUGAUGAUUCAGAGGUGCCGUUUACUGAAGAGGAUUAUCGAAGACGGAAGCAUCAUCCUAAUUUCCUGGACCACAUCAAUGCUGAGAAAAUGGUUCUCAAAUUUGGGAAAAAUGUCAAAAAAUUUGCAACUUACGUGGUUGCUGCGGGACUUCAGUAUGGAGCGGAAGGAGGCAUCUUACACACUUUUUUUAAGCUUGCUUGGUUGGGUGACUUUCCGGCAAUACCUGUUUUUGGAGAUGGAGCAAAUGUGGUUCCAAUGAUUCACGUGCUUGAUCUAGCAGGAGUGAUACAGAACGUGAUAGACCACGUGCCCAAGACUCACUACCUGGUCGCUGUGGACGAGUCUGUGCACACCCUGGAGGACAUAGUCAAGUGCAUCAGUAGAAGUACUGGCCCUGGGAAAAUCCAGAAAUUACCCAAAGAAAAUGCUUUUCUAACCAAAGAGUUAACACAAGAGUGUCUGGAUCACUUACUGGUCCACCUGAGGAUGGAAGCGUUGUUUGUGAAGGAGAAUUUUAACAUCCGGUGGGUGGCCCAGACAGGCUUUGUGGACAACAUCAACGUCAUCCUGAGGGAGUACAAGCAAAGCAGAGGCUUACUGCCAAUCAAGAUCUGCAUUCUUGGUCCUCCUGCUGUGGGAAAAUCCAGUAUUGCUGAGGGGUUGUCCAAGUACUACAAACUGCAUCACAUUAAGAUAAAGGACGUUAUUUCUGAAGCCAUAGCAAGACUGGAGGCGAUCGUUGCACCGAAGGAAGGAGGAGAAGAAGAAGGGGAGGAGGAGGAGGAGAACGUGGAAGAUGCUCAGGAUCUCUUGGACGGCGUCAAGGAGAGCAUGGAGCAAAACGCAGGUCGCCUAGAAGAUCAAUAUGUAAUCAGAUUUAUGAAAGAAAAGCUAAAGUCUAUGCCUUGCAGAAACCAAGGUUACAUUUUGGACGGAUUCCCAAAGACAUACGAUCAAGCCAAAGAUCUGUUCAGUCAGGAAGAUGAAGAAGAAGAAGAAGAAAUUAGAGGCAAAAUAUUUCCCUUUGAUAAAUUAAUUAUACCUGAGUUUGUGUGUGCGCUGGACGCCUCGGAUGACUUCCUGAAGGAACGGGUGAUGAACCUGCCGGAGAGCAUCGUGGCAGGGACCCACUACAGCCAGGACCGCUUCCUCCGAGCACUGAGCAACUACCGGGACAUAAACACGGAAGAUGAGACGGUUUUCAACUAUUUCGACGAAAUUGAGAUCCACCCAAUUCAUAUUGAUGUAGGAAAAUUUGAAGAUGCUCAGAACAGACUUGCUAUCAAGCAGCUCAUCAAGGAGAUCGGAAAGCCCCGGAACUAUGGUUUAACAGAAGAGGAAAAGGCAGAAGAGGAGAAGAAGGCUGCAGAGGAACGCCUGGCCAGGGAGGCUGCUGAGGAAGCAGAGCGUGAGCACCAGGAGGCUGUGGAGACGGCGCAGAAGAUUGCUCGCUGGGAGGAGUGGAAUAAGCGACUGGAAGAAGUGAAAAGAGAAGAAAGAGAAUUGUUGGAGGCCCAGACCGUCCCGCUGAGAAACUAUUUAAUGACCCACGUGAUGCCAACUCUCAUGCAAGGUUUGAAUGAGUGCUGUAAAGUCAGACCUGAUGAUCCUGUUGAUUUUUUGGCAGAAUAUCUCUUCAAGAACAAUCCUCAAAUGCAGUAAAACUAUAGAGAUCUUUUAUCUUGUACCUUUUAAAGAGCUGGAAUCAACCUAACAUUGUAAUCUAAAAAAUGGUUUUCAAAAUGCUUUUUCAGUGUUUCGAAACUCCUUUUUCCUCUGUAAGCAAGUAUUCCAUAAAGUAGAAACAUUAUAACAAG
Molecule: messenger RNA, 2374 nt
Organism: Ochotona princeps (American pika)
Lineage: Eukaryota; Metazoa; Chordata; Mammalia; Lagomorpha; Ochotonidae
Gene: AK7
Product: adenylate kinase 7
Exons: 18
Coding region: 60-2219 (719 amino acids)
Biological process (GO): nucleobase-containing compound metabolic process
Cellular component (GO): cytoplasm
Molecular function (GO): AMP kinase activity; ATP binding
Source: RefSeq, a predicted model, not a curated record